AUGGUGGUCUUCGUCGACCUGGACCAGGACAUCCUUGACAAUGACAGAUCGGCAUUGUCCUUCCCCACGAAGGUGAACGUGGUGGCUCCCAUGGCGGACCAAGCCGACAUCCCAAUCUCCCCGGCCCCGUCCAUUUCCCCCCAUAACUCCGGGCACGAAGACGGCAUUUUUCCGGAUAAGACGCAAAAUCUCCCCGCGCAUCCCAACUCGAACGCGUUCUCGGCAGCAUUGAGUUGUUAUCCUAUCGUGAAAGAAAUCGCCCGCGCGGUUGAUCUCAAUACCCUCCAUGCCCUAUCUCGAACCUGUCGCCAGUUCCUCGUGAACCUGGCUCCGUUUCGCCAGCAGCUUGUUCGCGAGACCUUGCGCUGCGAAAAUGAGUACAUUGAGACGGUGACGGAGAUGCUGGACGGCGGUGCUGUCUUGCCCGACAGCGUCAAGUCUGUGCUGCGCCUUUUGAGUCAGGGUAGUGGUGACCCGAGGCGCAUGACCCGUGGUAAAGUGGGCAAAUGCGCGCGCGACAUGGUGGAACUGCACGAUCAAGCCGCCUUCCCAAACAGCUCUGAAGGGUCGCAUUCGCCGUCUGUGCCGAAUCUGCGGUACCGCACCCUCUCUCACCAUCUCUCCCUCACGCCUCCGACAGAGAAGGAGGAUAUUGAAAUCAUGGGGAUAUCAACCUUCGCGGGCAAAUACUGCACCUGCGAAGAAGCCGUCUGGCUGUGUAAUCAAUGCGGGCAGACCCUACGCAGCGGUGAUACAACCUAUCGACGCGUGUGGGCCUGGCGCACACGGUACAGUACCUACCUUGGUGGCGGACUGGGAACCGGCAUUGGCGAGGGUUGCCAGGGCGUCAAAUGUGGGAAGGGCGAGGCAUGUCUGGCGGCGCAAGAGAUCGAGCUCGAGGUCGACUGUGAGGCCGAUGAAGGCUCCGGCAGCGAUAUCAACAGCACAGGAAACAGUCCUCCCGCACAAUGGCAUCCAUUGAAUCACCACCAUGAUAUCCCAUCGACGGACAGCCACGAUGAUGAAGAACCGGGCUAUUUCCGGCAGGAGAUAAUUGGGUUAGGUGGCGUGGUUAAACAGAAGGCCAAGAAGCGGGUUAUGGUCGGCGCCUGCGUCGUGGAGUACGAAGAUGAGCGCGAAACGGGGCGCUAUCUCCUUCGCGAAGAGAGCGGGACGCAUCGCUCAUGGUGUGGUUGGUGUUCGCGGGUUAUUCCUGCGAAGAAAGAAGCUCCUUCUAUUUGA
Molecule: messenger RNA, 1242 nt
Organism: Penicillium lagena
Lineage: Eukaryota; Fungi; Ascomycota; Eurotiomycetes; Eurotiales; Aspergillaceae
Exons: 3
Coding region: 1-1242 (413 amino acids)
Source: RefSeq, a predicted model, not a curated record